Molecule: messenger RNA, 4863 nt
Organism: Lineus longissimus
Lineage: Eukaryota; Metazoa; Nemertea; Pilidiophora; Heteronemertea; Lineidae
Exons: 16
Coding region: 1033-3819 (928 amino acids)
Molecular function (GO): protein binding
Source: RefSeq, a predicted model, not a curated record
UCUUUGUGUUCAUUUGUUUGUAUGUUUUCUCCAAAUUGAUCUCUUCAACAAUGAACGCCACCUAUGUGUGUGUGAUAGUUGGAAAUCAAUUUGGAGAAAGUCCAAGAAACUUUGUUGUUAGUUGUUUCUCAGACUUUCCUACCACUAUUCCUCUAAAGAAAUCAUUUGCAUGUUUUCUUUGGAGAAUUCCCAUCAGCACCAGACGGGAUUUCAAGAAAGCUCAUUAUUUCUCUGAGAAGUAGCUAAUAAAAUGUUCUUCCCCCCUCCCCCCAUGUGUUGGUUAUGGUUACUCUUGAUAUCUAUCAUGCAUGCGUUCUAUCCUGUUUCUGAGCUCUACCUCCAUGGCGGGAACCUUGUCGGCAUAGGGACAACAGUGAUAGGUGUCUGGGAUGCCUCCAAAUGUGAUAUUUGUAACAAUAAGGCUACGUCUACAUCAAAAACUGAGAAUUCCAUCAGUGCAUGAUUCUCUUUUUAUAAUUCAUACCAAUACAAAUGCCACCGAAAGAAUAAACAAACAUACACAAAAAAUGUCUUCAAACGCUAUUGAAUUUACAAUACCUAAAGUGCAUCGAAGUCAGUUUGGUUGGUAUAUCUGCUACUAUCAGCCCGGUGGGAAGGCAGUCCUGAUCAGCACCAGGACAUUAUAUGUCGGUGGUAAGCCAGUAGAAACUGCUGCUGUUCCUAACUCGUCAAUUGCGUGUUAUUAGCAGUAACAUCUCCUCACUGUACACCUUAACUGCGCUCACGGAAGCCAUCUUUCCCGCCCUUGGCCUUAGGGUCACUCCUAUCCCAACAGUGCUUCACUUACAACUUACAAACCGUGAUGCCUCCUCCAAGGCCCAAACUGCACUUACAUUGACCGAAGUUGAAAACAAAAUUAUAUUCUUUGGGCAGAUGAGUUUACCAUGUCUAAAUGGGAUAAACAGCUGUGUGCCAUUGAUGUCCCUGUGGGCUCUUGGUUCUUUGUGGUUCAUCUGAGCUGUCUAUGGCAUUUGUAAUGCUACAGGCAUUUCAACUAAAUCUCUCAAAUCCAUGAAUCAUCACUUUCCUGCCAUUUAUCGUGUUAUUUAUUACAAUUCAACUCGACAAGAACUAAAAAUUCCUGAGGAACAGAUAAAAAUCAAGCCAAUAUCUGAAGACGUGAUUGGGUUUGAAAUGGCUCAUGUGAAGAAGAGUCAAUGUGGUGUCUAUAUAUGUCGCUACGGCCCCCUCUACACCGGCGUCCUGAUCAGUACAGUGUGGUUACAAGUUAGCGAGAAGCCGAUGAAACCAUUUCUAAACUUAACAAACCAGGAUGCUGUUCUCGUCUACAACUGGGAGAAUUUGACCAUCAUUAUAUCUCCCACGAUUGACCAACAGAAUGCAUACACUCAUGAUCGGCGAGACACUGAUGUGCGUCUGCUGACAAAAUGCCAGAUCUGGUUUAAUUGGAGUGUUGCUGUGACUGGUAAAAGGUGCAGCAACAGUAUGCCGUUUACAAAAUGUGACAUGAACACUUCAACAAAUACGUGUAAGGUUCCUCGGAAGGUUUAUCGAGAUUUAAGUGGCAGAAAACCACCGAACUACACGUGCAUCAAGGCUGAAUGCUGGAAUGACGCAUUUGGGAACUCGUCAGCUGUGUACAGGGUUGACCUGGCUCAAAGAGUGAGGCCUGUUCCAGUGCCAUCAAUCACAGCAGCUAUUGUUAAUAGUAGAUCAGUUAAAUCAUCUUGGAAGCCUGAUAAAAAAUGGCGCAUGUUUGGAGGAAAAGUUCUCUACGACAUUGAAUUUAAUGCAAAGCAAUUUCAUCAUCAGCUUACCUUCACGAAGUUGAGCACAACCUCGCUGAUGGUGUCAGACCUGAUCCCUCAUGGCGAGUAUACUGCUCAAAUCACCGCCAGCCCAAAAUAUGCCGGCUUUGAAAGUGAUCCGACCGCUUCAACCGUGAUCAUGCCUCCUGAUGUCCCAGCAGAGAAUCCUCAGCUCAUCGCGACUGAUAUUGAGCAGUAUGGCGGUGGUGAAAAGAAGGUCACUCUCUUCUGGAAGAAAAUCCCUGAAAUAAAGCGCAAUGGUAACAUUACGAUAAAAGUGAGCAUUGUUAUCGCCGACAUGUCGGGUGUACAAAAGCGGUCAUUACCCAAGACGCGCCAACUCCCAGCCGAUCAGAUCAUGUACAGUUAUGUGCUCAAGGAUGACAAGUCCUACGUCAUCAAACUAGAAACCAUGUCCACGUCCCUGGGAAGGAAUACUUCUCUUGAACCGACAACUGUACAAAUGGAGAGAGACCACGAACUUUCAGCUCCAUUCGUCUUCGUGGAAGCCAUCAGGGAUCAGAAUGAUGAUUACGUCAACGUUACCUGGGAGAUUCCUAGUGAGAUGGAUGGCGAAGAUGUCCUCAUCAUAUAUUGUGAGGAAGGACAGGAUAAAGAAUGUAGCAAAAUGUCUCCACUGAAGACAUUAACCGUACCUGCAGCCAAGCGCUUGGUGCGUGUUGAUAAUGGCAACAUCUACAAGAUAGGCCUGGUUCGACCAACACCUGGUAAACCGGGCCUCGUCAAGUGGAGUCGAUGUAUUUACAAACAAAAUGAAGUGCCAACUGUACCACCAAAUUUAAAUCUGAGACCCGAACCCAAAAAGGUCCAGGUGCAAGUCGACGAGUAUCCUUGUGAAGUAACCCUAGCAAAAGUCAUCCGCGUUGAGGGCAUGCUUUGUCGAACAUCGAACAAUGUCACUUGUUCAGGUGAAAGUCGGUCGAUCAACAUCAGCGAAGGCGAGUUCAGCCAACCCCACUUCUACCCUGUUGAUCAUCCUGGCUCACGUUAUAUGGUCCAAGCCGAGGCUGUGAGCAGUUCAGGUGGCAGGAGCCCUGAAUGGAUGGAUGUUUUCGUUGCUACUGCUGAUCAUCAAACAGAUGUCGGAGUUAUUGUGGGUGUUGGCGUAGGCUGCCUUGCCUUCUUAGGGCUCAUUGUGGUUGCUAUCAUUUUUGGCAUUAGAAGACAUAAAAAGACAAAGGAAGCAGUAAAAAUUAAACGAACUCCAGCUGUAAAGGUUGACCUUCACGAAGAUGAAAGUGAUCCAUGUGACCAAUAUGCUGGAUUACCUCGAGAAAAUUCCAAUGAGAGUCUUCUGGAUCAAGAACUGAGGACGGCGCAGAGGAAUCCGGAUUACAACGAGACACCUUCCCCAUUGCAAGCCAGAGAUAUGAACCUGAGUAACUCUUCCAACACCAGUGGAGUCCACUCGGGAGCCAUGGCCACUGGUGAGGAGUCUGGUGAUGAGGAGACUGGGGGAAUGAGUUCGGAGUCGGCCAUGGAUUCCAGCGGUUGUUACGCUCUUGGAGUUGUUCAGAUCAAGAUUUCGCCAAAUGAGAUGAAGAAACGGGAAAUCCCGAUGUCUGUUUUUAAGAACGAUAGUGCGUGUAGUGAGCCAUCAGGUUCGAGGGAGGAUGAUAUCUCCGUUCCUGUCGAUGUGAAAGAUGACAGUAGCAGAGGUCAUCCUCCAUGCAUAAUACCAGACAGUAGCAGAGGUCAUCCUCCAUGCAUAAUACCAGACGAAGCAGAGACUGAAGUCAAUUCAAGAGAGAGUUUUGAUGCAAACACAUCAGGAGACACGGAUGAGCUGGGAAGUGCCACUGCUGUUGGUAGUUCAAGGGAUUAUGCACAGGUGGCACUAGCUGAUCAGCCUCCCCCUUCUGUCUUGCCUGCAAUCCAAGAUGACUUUGCCAUUGAUUUUGCCCCCAAUGCUCAUGCUGGGCCUCCCCAGGGGGAGAAAUCUACUCCCGAGAAUGUGGUCGAAGAACAAGUGUACCGCCCAUGUGGACCCCGUGGCCUCUUAUCAUAACUUGUGCAAUAUUCUUAGUGAAAUAGUGUUUGUGUGAUGUGAUGCGCUGCCAGCUGAAUGGCAAGCAGACAUCGGCAGGGUCCCAGCAGUGAAAUUCUGAUCUCCUUACUCUUUAUCUUUAGUUCAUAGACAUGAUUGUGGUCAGGUGACAAGAGCCAUGACAUAUGUUUUGUAAGUUCUGAGGCACCGAAUCUCGGAGACACUCUCCAAGUUCUCGAAAACUGACUGAUUGAUCGACAAUGUUUCAGUUUAUUGGUGAAAUUUGUAUUUCAUUAUUUUUCUAUUGAUUUAGUAUAACUGCAGUGUGCAUUCCUGCCUUUUGUGGUCGGGUUAACUGUAUUGCAAAUAAUCAACGAUUGCGUCUACUUGGUCUGAGAAAAGUGAAAUAUGAUUUGAAGCCGUGGGUGAAAGGGCCUUUGAAUCUUAAGACAAGGUUAUAAAAGUUGUUGUGAUUUGUAUAUAAAGUUUCUGAUGUAUGUUAAACAUGUCCCUACAGAAACAAUGUAAGAUUAAACUUGGCCUUUCACCAAGUCUAUUUGAGCCAGUGAUGAAAUAGGAUGGGCCUACAUGUACCUCAUCUUGGCGAGUUAUUUGUUACUUGACAUAUAUCAUUAGCACACUUUUAAAGUCGGUGCAAAUCUAAUUCAAUUCAUAUACCUUACGUUGGAUAUUUUCAUAAUAUAACGAUUCUGCUAGUAAGACUGUAAAUUAGCCGUACAUCAAAGACUUGUGUGAAGAAAGUGUGUUGAGGAAUAUGUGUGUUCUUGACUUGGUGACUGGCCUAAACUGUUCAUUCUUUCCCUUACCAGGAUUAAAAAAGGUAUUAGUGAACACUUGGUGAUAUGGGUAAAGACAAGUAAAAGCUUUUUACUGUGGAAAAUGUACGUAAACAGACUUGCUGGUCUUCAUUCUACGGCAGCAGAUUAGUGCCAUAAAAAAAUUAAAUAUUAUCUCGUUAUUACGAGAUCUUUUCUCGUUAUUACGCGAUGUUAUCGCGUUAUUACGAGAUCUUUUCUCGUUAUUACGCGAUCUUUUCUCGUUAUU